GCAUGCCCUGUGAGUAAGAUCCGGGCUCAGGGCAGGAUGAAUGCUAAUUUCCAAGAUGGCGGCGGAGGGAGGAGGGAAGGAGAUGAACGAAAUUAAAACUCAGUUCACCACUCGGGAAGGCGUCUAUAAACUCCUCACUCACUCCGAAUACAGCCGCCCCAACAGGGUGCCUUUCAAUUCCCAGGGCUCCAACCCGGUCAAAGUUUCCUUCGUCAACGUCAACGACCAGUCUGGCAACGGCGACAGAAUUUGUUUCAAUGUGGGCCGGGAGCUAUACUUUUAUAUCUACAAAGGCGUCAGAAAGGCUGCCGACCUGAGCAAGCCCAUCGACAAGCGGAUAUACAAGGGAACGCAGCCCACCUGCCACGACUUCAACCACCUGACGGCCACGGCCGAGAGCGUGUCCCUGCUGGUGGGCUUCUCCGCCGGCCAGGUGCAGCUCAUCGACCCCAUCAAGAAGGAGACCAGCAAGCUCUUCAAUGAAGAGAGGCUAAUAGACAAGUCGCGGGUCACCUGCGUGAAGUGGGUGCCGGGCUCGGAGAGCCUCUUCCUGGUGGCGCACUCGAGCGGGAGCAUGUACCUGUACAACGUGGAGCACGCCUGCGGCGCCGCGGCCCCGCACUACCAGCUGCUCAAGCAGGGCGAGGGCUACGCCGUGCACACGUGCAAGAGCAAGUCGGCGCGCAACCCGCUCCUCCGGUGGACGGUGGGCGAGGGGGCGCUCCACGAGUUCGCCUUCUCGCCCGACGGCAAGUUCCUGGCGUGCGCCAGCCAGGACGGCUUCCUGCGCGUCUUCAACUUCGACGCCGUGGAGCUCCACGGGACCAUGAAGAGCUACUUCGGCGGGCUGCUGUGCGCCUGCUGGAGCCCCGACGGGCGCUACAUCGUGGCGGGCGGCGAGGACGACCUGGUGACCGUCUGGUCCUUCUCGGACUGCCGGGUGAUCGCGCGCGGCCACGGCCACAAGUCCUGGGUGAGCGUGGUGGCGUUCGACCACUACACCACCAGCGUGGAGGAGAGCGAGCCGGCCGAGUUCAGCGGCAGCGACGAGGACUUCCAGGAGCAGGGCCAGGGCCAGGGCCAGGGCCAGGGCCAGGCGGGCCGCGAGCGGGCCAACAGCACGCAGUCGCGGCUCUCCAAGCGCAACUCCACCGACAGCCGGCCGGUCAGCGUCACGUACCGCUUCGGCUCGGUGGGCCAGGACACGCAGCUGUGCCUCUGGGACCUGACGGAGGACAUCCUGUUCCCCCACCUCCCGCUCUCGCGCACGCGCACGCACACCAACGUCAUGAACGCCACCACCAGCCCCGGCGCCAACGGCAACCCCGUUGCCGGCACGGGCGCCGGCACGGGCGUGGUCGUGGGCGCGGGCACGGGCGUGGCCCCCGGCAACUCCCUCCCGACGCCGCUGCCCCGCUCCAACAGCCUGCCGCACUCGGCGCCCGCCGCCGCCGUCGUCGGCGCCAACAGCAAGGCGGGCGGCGGCGGCGGCGUCGUCGUCGACGGCGCCGUCGCCACCGGCGUCGGCAAGUUCGCCACGCUCUCGCUGCACGACCGCAAGGAGCGGCACCACGAGAAGGACCACAAGCGCAACCACAGCAUGGGCCACAUCAGCAGCAAGAGCAGCGACAGGCUCAACCUGCUGGCCAAGGGCAAAACGGACCCCGCCAAGACGCUGGGCACCGCGCUCUGCCCCCGCAUGGAGGACGUGCCCUUGCUGGAGCCGCUCAUAUGUAAAAAGAUAGCGCACGAGAGACUCACUGUGUUGAUCUUCCUGGAGGACUGCAUAGUCACAGCCUGCCAGGAGGGCUUUAUUUGCACAUGGGCGAGGCCUGGCAAAGUGGGUUUGCUGUCAUCCCAAAACCAAGCCAACUCUCCCAGCGGGACUGUAGUAUAGCCACCGUACUUCUGCUGCUAAGCGAAACCCCCCCCCCCCUCCCAACGGUCACGGAGACGCAGCGACGUCGCCGGAGCCCCGGCUCCCCUCCGCCGCACCCGCGCCGCGACACCCUUUUUUUCUUUUCUUCC
This is a messenger RNA of Anguilla anguilla (European eel), 2028 nucleotides long. Its product is annotated as WD repeat-containing protein 20-like. Gene Ontology annotation, molecular function: protein binding. The record is from RefSeq and is a predicted model, not a curated record. NCBI's taxonomy places the organism in Eukaryota, Metazoa, Chordata, Actinopteri, Anguilliformes, Anguillidae. The coding region runs from base 41 to 1897 and encodes 618 amino acids. The transcript has 4 exons.